Messenger RNA from Procambarus clarkii (red swamp crayfish), 435 nucleotides. The record is from RefSeq and is a predicted model, not a curated record. NCBI's taxonomy places the organism in Eukaryota, Metazoa, Arthropoda, Malacostraca, Decapoda, Cambaridae.
AUGGCAAACCUCAGGACCGAAGCUGAGAGUUUUAAAGACCUCAGGACCGAAGCUGAAAGUUUUAAAGACCUCAGCACCGAAGCUGAGAGUUUUAAAGACCUCAGGACCGAAGCUGAGAGUUUUAAAGACCUCAGGACCGAAGCUGAGAGGUUUAAAGACCUCAAGAACGAAGCUAAGAGUUUUAAAGACCUCAAGAACGAAGCUAAGAGUUUUAAAGACCUCAAGAACGAAACUAAGAGUUUUAAUGACCUCAAGAACGAAGCUAAGAGUUUUAAAGACCUCAGGACCGAAACUAAGAGUUUUAAAGACCUGAGGACCGAGGUCAAGACUUUUGAAGACCUCAGAUCCGAAGUCAAGACGUUUAAACAACAUCUAAGUGCAAGAUGCCCCCACCAACAGCCCAGUAGAUCCAUCACGCUCACACACCAUACCUAA